AUAGUAAGGCAUCUUUAUGCAAAAAAAUGACCUUGUAUAGUAAGGCAUCUUUUUUUUUAAGAAUGACCAUGGCAUUACAUUAAAAAAAAAAUCUAUAGUAAAGCAUCUAUAUUAAAAAAAAAAAUAAAAAAAAACUGUAUAGUAAGGCAUCUUUAUGCAAAAAAUGACCAUAUAAUAGUAAAGCAUUUUUUUUUUAAAUUAAAAGACCAUGUACAGUAAAGCAUCUAUAUUUAAAAAAAUGACUAUAGUAAGGCAUCUUUAUGCCAAAAAAAUGGCCGUUUAGUAAGACAUCUUUUUUUAAGAAUGACCAUGGCAUUAUAUUUAAAAAAAAAUCUAUAGUAAGGCAUCUUUAUGCAAAAAAUGACCAUGUAUAGUAAGGCAUCUUAAAAAAAAAAAACAUUAAAAGACCAUGUUUAGGAAUGCAUCUAUAUUUAAAACAAAAAAAACAUGUAUAGUAAGGCAUCUAUAUUUAAAAAAUGACCAUGUAUAGUAAAGCAUCUUAAAAAAAAAAAAAAGACUAUGUACAGUAAGGCAUCUUUAUUUAAAAAAUAACCAUGUAUAGUAAGGCAACUUUAAAAUAAUAAUAAAAAAUAAAAACACAAAACAAGACCAUGUAUAAUAAGGCAUAUUUAUGCAAAAAAUGACCAUAUAGAGUUCGGCAUCUUUAUUUUAAAAAAGGACCAUGUAUAGCAAGGUGUCUUUAAAAAAAAAAAAAAAAAAAAAGACCAUACAUAAUAAGGCAUCUUUUUAAAAAAAAGACCAUGUAUACUAAGGCAUCUUUAUGCCAAAAAAUGCCCAUGUUUAGUAGGGCAUCUUUUUAAAAAAUGACUAUGUAUAGUAAGACAUCUUGUUAAAAAAAAUAGACCAUGUGUAGUUCGGCAUCUUUAUUUUAAAAAAAAAUGUAUAGGAAGGCAUCUUUUUAAAAAAAUGACCAUGUAUAGUAAGGUAUUUUUAAUUACAAUAUAGUAAGGCAUCUUUCUGCAAAAAAAAUAAGACCAUGUAUAUGAAGUCAUCUUUUUAAGGGUUAGGUUUUAAAAAGACCAUGUAUGGUAAGGCAUUUACAUUUUUAAAGACCACGUAGGCAGUUAACAAAAAAAGACCAUUUUUAGAAGGCAUCUUUUAACAAAAAUGAAAUGAUAGAAUUCAGCCGCGAACUCGUCAACGCCCCAUACAGCGCCAUAUUGGAGGUGGCAAAGUUGCAUUUACCUAGCAAACAUUCCGUCCCCUUUACGGCGCCAUAUUGAACGUGGCAAAGUCGCCCAAGCGAGUGGAGAUUUUUAAUCCUGUUACGACACAAUCUUCGUUAGAGUAUCCAAUAUACGUCUUCUUCAUUUUUCUUGUUCGUCUACAUCUAAAUGUUUCGUUACUGUCGGCUGCUACGGGUUAGCUUUCACACUUCUCGACGACUUCCGCUUCCCGUGUCGUACGCGGCUCGCCCUUGUCCCUCCCCACGGCAAACAUGGCGGGCCCACUGUGGCGGCAAUGCCAGAGGUGGCUCGUCGGCCGUGCCGCCGCGACUCUACGUCGGGUGGCGCGGCGGGACUUGCCCGGGUCCGGAGCCGCCGCGGUCGCGUUCGCGGGGCCGACGGCCUGGAAGUCGCGGCUAGCAAACGAGCUGGUGCCAGCUUUACAAUUAAACCAGAAGAUGGAUCAGAGGUCAACGGGCACAUCCUUAUCUCUCGCCAGGCGCAAGUAUCCGGCUUGUUCGUGGAGGAGGAUCCACAGCGACGCCAAACCCAAAGAUCCCUUCACGCUCGCGCAGAAAGACUUGAGCAGUUUAUACGACGACAUUAAAAAGGAAUUGUUCGUGUCCAAAGAGGAGCUCAAGUCUUUAUGCGAUUACUACUUUGACGGAAAGGGCAAAGCCAUUCGUCCCAUGAUCGUCGUCCUGAUGGCGCGCGCCCUCAACAUCCACAGCAACCAAGAAGGAGACUUGCUCCCCGGCCAGCGCGCCGUGGCCAUGAUUUCGGAGAUGAUCCACACGGCCAGCCUCGUGCACGACGACGUCAUCGACGGCUCGGACGAGCGGCGGGGAAAGAGGACCAUCAACGACGUGUGGGGCGAGAAAAAGGCCAUCUUGGCGGGAGAUUUCAUCCUGUCGGCCGCCUCCAUGGCGCUGGCUCGCAUCGGCGACAUCACCGUGGUGAAAGUGUUGGCGCAGGUCAUCGAAGACCUCGUCAGAGGCGAAUUUAUGCAACUGGGCUCCAAGGAGAACGAGAGCGAGCGCUUCAAGCACUACUUGGACAAAACCUUCAAGAAGACGGCGAGCCUGAUCGCCAACAGUUGCAAAGCAGUAUGUACGUUCUGUCUGCACCGCGACAGACGCCGCGCCUCUUUUUUCCGCCUCCCGGUCCUUACGGCGCUCCGCCCUCGCCAGGUGUCCAUCCUGGUCAACUCGGACCCCGAUGUCCACGAGAUCGCUUACCAGUAUGGGAGGAACGUCGGCAUCGCAUUUCAGCUAGUGGAUGACGUGCUGGACUUCACGGCGGGCGCUAGCCAGCUGGGGAAACCGUCGGCCGCCGACCUCAAGUUGGGUUUGGCCACGGGGCCCGUCUUGUUCGCUUGUCAGCAGUUUCCGGAGCUGCACGUCAUGAUCAUGAGACGCUUCAGCCGCAAAGGCGACGUGGAGCGAGCGUGGAAAUUUGUCUUACAGAGUGACGGCGUGCAGCAGACCAACUUCCUGGCGCGUCGCUACUGCCAGGAAGCGGUCCGCCACGUCAGCCGACUGCGUCCGUCGCCCGAGAGGGACGCCCUGGUGGCUCUCACUCACAUGGUGCUCACCCGAGACAAGUGACCCAUCUUCCGCCGCUGUUUCCCUCUACCUCGGACACGGUCGAGUGCUUAUUUAAUGCUGCGGAAGAUAAAAACAACACGCCAAGCACUUCGCUCAUAAUGUCGCUACGUACUGUAAAUGUCUAUUCAUUCCUCACCCGGUUCCGUCCGCGCUCGCCUGAGGAAAUGUCAUAGCCUUAACACCUGCAACUACUGCUCAAUAAACACAUUUAGGUUUUUUGUAAUUUCAUGUGGUGCAUGUUCAUUAAACUUGACAAGUUUGUAGUACAUAGAACUGUUUAUUAUAAAAGGCUGUACAUGAAUUUGUUUCAAUCAACAUAUGUUACAUACAAAUGAAGGGCCGCGAAAGAAAAUGACAAGGAUUCAAAAUGGCCGCUCGAUGAAAAAUUCUCGUGACCGAUUUUUCCGCGCGUAUGGAAAAAAGCAAGUAUGCGGAUAUUUGCCAAUUUUUUGCACAAUUCUUGAUAGUAACGGAGGC
Corythoichthys intestinalis (scribbled pipefish) is the source of this 3271-nucleotide messenger RNA. It is a transcript of the gene pdss1, whose product is annotated as prenyl (decaprenyl) diphosphate synthase, subunit 1. Gene Ontology annotation, molecular function: prenyltransferase activity. Gene Ontology annotation, cellular component: mitochondrion; transferase complex. The record is from RefSeq and is a predicted model, not a curated record. Lineage: Eukaryota; Metazoa; Chordata; Actinopteri; Syngnathiformes; Syngnathidae. The coding region runs from base 1460 to 2794 and encodes 444 amino acids. The transcript is spliced from 10 exons. Gene Ontology annotation, biological process: isoprenoid biosynthetic process; ubiquinone biosynthetic process.